Molecule: messenger RNA, 465 nt
Organism: Glycine soja
Lineage: Eukaryota; Viridiplantae; Streptophyta; Magnoliopsida; Fabales; Fabaceae
Exons: 4
Coding region: 1-438 (145 amino acids)
Source: RefSeq, a predicted model, not a curated record
AUGUUUAAGUUACGGAGAAAGAGUAACAAGAUUAAAGCUGUAUUCAAACUGCAAUUUCAGGCAACUCAGGUGCCAAAUAUGAAAAAGUCUGUACUGAUGGUAGCUUUGGUGCCGGACGAUGUUGGGAAGCCAACGGUGAAACUAGAGAAAGUUGCUGUCCAGGAUGGAACCUGUUUAUGGGAGAAUCCAAUUUUUGAAUCAGUUAAACUCGCUAAGGACACAAAAUCAGGAAAACUUCAGGAGAAAAUCUACCAUUUUAUUGUUUCAACUGGAUCUUCAAAAUCUGGCUUUCUUGGAGAAUCCUCGAUUGACUUUGCUGAUUUUGCUGCAGAAACUGAGCCACUGACUGUGUCCCUACCUCUAAAGUUUGCGAAUUCAGGCGCAAUCCUGCAUGUGACAAUUCAGAAUGUGGAAGGGGUUCAUGCAGAUCAAAGGUGAAAAAGAACCAUGCAGCCAGUUAAUUUA